GUAACAGAGUUGGAAGACGUCAACGACAACGCUAACUCGAGGCACGUGGAGAUUCAACGUUUCGAUACUUCUCGGGAAUUCCCAAGCCUUUCGAAGAAAAACAACGGACCCUCUGUUGGUAGUUUUUGCAUAGAAUUAACGAGAAUUGCCUACGAGACGGUGAGAUAGAAGAAGUCUCUGUGUGAGUCUACUAUCUCCAGACCAUCGUUGAGACCAAUUAUCAACAGCGAUAAGGAGAAAUCCCUCGCUGCAAUUGAGGGAUUUGUUGGUGGAAACAGCAGUUCGUACGGGUGCAAUUCAGGUGGAUGAUCGUCCGGUGUUACAAUAACGUUAAUCUGUUAAGAUCCUUCGUGUUGGUGAAAGAAGAAGAGAAGAAGAUAAGAGAGCUGAGAUAAUAAUUGAAAUUCCGCGGUGAAUCUGGAUAUAAGGUGAGGAGAGAGAAGGAUUUCGGGGGAGAAGCGGAUUCCUCGAGGAUGUGAAUUGCAAGUUGCCGAAAGAUCGAACAUCCUUGUUUAUCUUCGCGCAGAGGAGAACUUAUCCGUAGUCAGGAAGUCGUCAACGUUGUUUCCUUUUUUACCGUCUUUUUGCCUCGAGGAUCUGAAAUUAACGAUCGAGAAUACACAUUCAUCAUGGGGAAAAAUACAAAGGAACAACAAGCGACAGGCAAUCCUAUGCAGGAGUUUAGCAGCAGCACAAAAAUAGCCAGUGUCGUAAUUAGCGAAUACAACGAAAAGGAUGAACUGUAUAAUCCCUUCGAGUACCGUGAGAAGAAAAAUACUAAUUCAGACUUAGGCUCUCUAGCUCACCUACUGAAGUCAUCCCUGGGCACAGGGAUUCUUGCCAUGCCGAACGCGGUUAAGAAUGGCGGACUCGUGGUCGGUGGAAUCGGCACGAUACUAAUCGGAGUGAUAUGCGCGCAUUGUGUCCACAUACUGGUUCGUUCGUCCCACGUGUUGUGCAAACGAUUGAAAAGGCCUCAGAUGACGUACGCCGAGACCGCAGAGGCUGCGUUCCUUUCUGGACCGAAAUCGUUGAGGCCUUUCGCGAACGCCAGUCGAAUAUUCGUGAAUGCCGCGCUAUGCGCAACCUACAUAGGUGGAUCAUGCGUGUACAUAGUCUUCAUAUCGACGUCGAUCAAACAGGUUGCCGAUUAUCGGAGCGGCAUGAAUAUACCAAUUCGCCUGUACAUAGUGACACUUAUCCCCGCUGUGUUGCUGCUGGGUCAGGUGCGAAAUUUGAAGUACAUGGUGCCGUUCUCCAUGGCCGCCAACGCGAGCAUGAUGGCCGGUUUCGCGAUAACCCUUUACUACAUCUUCAACGGGAUCGAAAUGUCACCGGACGUGAGAAUGGUCCCGUACAUCCAGCAUUUUCCCACAUUUCUCGCCACUGUGCUGUUCGCCAUCGAAGGAAUCGGUGUUGUGAUGCCUGUGGAAAACACGAUGCAAAAUCCACAACACUUCCUCGGAUGUCCCGGCGUUCUUAACAUAACAAUGUCGAUAGUAGUAGUAUUGUACGCUGUGUUAGGUGUGUUUGGUUACUUGAAGUACGGAGAGGCAGUUAUGGGCAGUAUUACACUGAACAUACCAAUACAGGAGGAACUGGGACAAGCCGUGAAAAUGCUUAUCGCUUUGGCUGUUCUAUUCACUUAUGGGCUGCAGUGUUUCGUGCCACUGGACAUUAUAUGGAACUCCAUGAAGGACAAGUGUAGCCAUAAGUAUCAAGGCUUGUGUCAAAUAAUGUUGAGGAUAUGCACGGUUCUAUUCACAGUUGGCGUUGCGUUGCUAGUCCCGGAACUUGAGCCAUUUAUCUCUCUGGUCGGUUCAGUAUUCUUCUCCAUACUUGGGGUCACAAUCCCAGCAACGGUGGAAACUAUUUCGUGUUGGGAUGGCCACCUGGGUGCUCACAAAUGGAGACUUUGGAAGAACGGCUUUCUUGUCGUAUUCUCGCUUCUGGCGUUAAUAUUCGGCUCGUGGAUCUCCGUCACAGACAUAAUCGAAUUGUAUCGUUGAGGAUGAAUGAUCUAAAUAGACGUAUAUAACUUAUAUAUACGUGUGCGAACAAAGACUUAUCGUUAGUGUAAAAUAAUGUUUACAGUAUCACCGAGACGUUACAACUCUUUUACACAUUUCUCGAUACUUCGUGCGCGACAAUUUUGACACGUUUAUCGCUAACGCACAAACCGUUUCAU
Molecule: messenger RNA, 2188 nt
Organism: Habropoda laboriosa
Lineage: Eukaryota; Metazoa; Arthropoda; Insecta; Hymenoptera; Apidae
Product: proton-coupled amino acid transporter-like protein pathetic
Exons: 8
Coding region: 630-2009 (459 amino acids)
Biological process (GO): amino acid transmembrane transport
Cellular component (GO): vacuolar membrane
Molecular function (GO): amino acid transmembrane transporter activity
Source: RefSeq, a predicted model, not a curated record